AUGAAAUCUGAUGUGGUUGGCACAACUGCAGGCGCCUCAUCCUACUCCUCAGUAACAGGAUCCUCUAUUGGAUCCACUAGUGGUACAACAGGAGCAACCCUAGGGCUCCCUCGUCCUCUGACUGGAGCUGGAGCCCUCCCCCGGCCUCUAGAAAUGGAGGGAGCAGCCCCUCGACCGCCUGGAGUGGCAGUUGACCCUUUACUUGAUGAUGCGGGUAAAUACCCGAGGGGCGAGGGUAAUCCCCCAACCGCUACACUACCUGAUUCCACUAUACUUGACCAGGCCACACCAGUUCCUGCACCUACUGAGGGUGCAGCAGUUCUUCCAACUGAUAUUCCGAUUCCACCUCCAGUCCCAGCUUCUGAUUCUGGUAUUUCCAACGGGGCUCUUAGGGGAGCUAUCCAGAUGCUGACACAGAUAGUGGCUUCUCAGGCUCAGAGAUCAAAUGUUACACCCACUUCUUCUAUCCAACAAGGGGGUUCUAUUGGUUAUAGGGUGAACAACUUUUUUCAAUUGGAUCCUCCGAUGUUCACGGAUCCUGAGGCACCUACACUCGAGUUUGUGCCACUGGUGAAUGAAUUACCAGAGGUCUUUCCUGAUGAGCUCCCUAGGAUUCCGCCAGACAAGGCGAUUGAUUUUGUGAUUGAUGUGAUGACAGGCAUGCAGCCUAUAUCUAUUCCUCCCUACAGGAUGGCACCAGCCACACUAGUUCCUGUACCUACUGAGGGCGCAACGGUUCCUCCAACUGAUAUUCCGGUUCCACCACUAGCUCCAGCUUCCGAUUCUGGUGUUUCUAAUGUGGAUCUGAGGGGAGCUAUCUAG
Messenger RNA from Nicotiana tabacum (common tobacco), 822 nucleotides. Lineage: Eukaryota; Viridiplantae; Streptophyta; Magnoliopsida; Solanales; Solanaceae. The record is from RefSeq and is a predicted model, not a curated record.